This is a messenger RNA of Jatropha curcas, 1610 nucleotides long. RefSeq names its product S-adenosyl-L-methionine-dependent methyltransferases superfamily protein. Gene Ontology annotation, biological process: polyamine biosynthetic process. The record is from RefSeq and is a predicted model, not a curated record. Gene Ontology annotation, molecular function: thermospermine synthase activity. NCBI's taxonomy places the organism in Eukaryota, Viridiplantae, Streptophyta, Magnoliopsida, Malpighiales, Euphorbiaceae.
UCUUAUUUUCUAUUUUUGCCCUGUUGAUUACAGAGUUUCCGCGACCACUGUUCAGUGCUCACUGGAGAGGAAUCAUACGGGAAAGAAAAAGGAAGAGAUGACUUCAGUACAAAUCGCACCGUUUACCCCUUACCCAGUUCAAUUUUCCCGCUAUGACAGCCCAAUAAACCUUAAAUUCUCUCUUAAAACCCCUGUGCAGUUCCUCCCAAGUUUUUCAACAGCAGCCAAAUAUCAACAUACCCACCACUCCAAUCCUACUAACCCUGUACAAUCCAGUCCCAAAACCAAAAUCUCUAUACAAUCCAAUCCCAAAAGUAAGACCCUCCAAACCGAAACCUCUGUACAACCCAAUUCCAGAAACAAGACUCGUAGACAGGAAGAUGGCAUCCCAACCGAAGACAUCCAAAUCAUUGCCAAAUUCAAAUCCAGAUACAAUUACAUUCGCGUUCUCGAAGUCUCCCGAAAAGUGGACCACCCUCUUGCGGGUUCUCGACUUCUCCUUCUAGAUGAUCCUGGAAAUAUCCACAGCAUUUCCUUUAGCCACAAAUUACUCACUAACACCUAUUUCGACGUAUUCGCCACUUUGCCUCCGAUUUUGCCUCCCGGACCUGUAGCCAUUCUAGGUUUCGGGGCGGGUUCAGCAGCCCGGUUGAUACUAGAAUUAUAUCAAAAUGGAAGGGUUCACGGAUGGGAGCUUGACCCAUCUGUGAUUGCAGUGGGGAGAAAGUAUUUUGGGCUUGAAAGACUCGAAAGAGAUUUCUCAGAUAGGCUUUUUAUUUACAUUGGAAAUGCAUUGUCCUUAGAAUCUUAUGUUAGAGACGGAUUCUCCGGUAUUCUUGUUGAUCUCUUUAGCAAAGGUAGUGUUAUACCUGAGCUUCAGGAUCCGAACACUUGGGAAGAGUUCACUAGGUGUUUGAGGAAAGGUGGGAGAAUAAUGGUGAAUGUUGGGGGUCGUUGUGUGGAGGCAGAAGAUAAGAGAAGAGACGGCGCUGUGGUUAUGCAGGAUACUUUGAAGGCAAUGCAUCAGGUUUUUGGUGACAAUCUUUUUGUUUUGAGUCUUGGAAGUCAAAAUGAUGAUAGCACGAUUGCCCUUACUGGUGAGUUGCCGGAUCUUGAUGCAUGGAAAUCGGUGGUUCCGCGGUCACUGAGGUUUUAUAUGGAUAUGUGGACACCAUAUAGCAGUUAGUCAGUCUGAUGGAUUGCAGAAAGACUUCAUUGCAAGUUUCUGAGUUUGGAAAUGGCCAAAUGAAUAUGGUUUCGGCCAGAGGUAGCUUUGGAUGCAGAAUUCUGGAGACUGCCGGUAAUUUAAAUCUGUGCCAUUUCGUAGCCUAAGGUCGAGAACUCCAUCUCCGCCACCACCAUCAGUCCAAAUCUGACAAACAUCAUUAGGUGCUGGCAUACCUCCUCUACAGGCUGUAGUAGCUAGCUAUAUUUAUGAGUUUGUUCCAUUACUGUUGCUUUUUAAGCAAGCAGUGGAUUUUUCUGCAUAUUAAAACUUUGUUAGUGUCUGUUGAAGCUUUGGCAGCUUAAAAGCAAUGCUAAAAUAUUGAUACAUUGUCAAUUUUGCUUCAGUUAUUUGUUCUUUAUUCAAUAGGACAAACUUUCAGCCA